Dujonia railenensis is the source of this 1767-nucleotide messenger RNA. NCBI's taxonomy places the organism in Eukaryota, Fungi, Ascomycota, Pichiomycetes, Serinales, Debaryomycetaceae. The record is from the annotation of a GenBank genome assembly.
AUGCCUGAAAAAGAACUUGACUAUAUUCGUUCAAGAGAAGCCGUUGACGGUUCCUCCACCGAAAAGGAUGGUGGAGUUUACAUUGAUGCCUUUGACAAGGCUGACCAAAAGGAACCAUUAACUGGAUGGGCCAAAUUUAAGGAUUCUUUCAAGAGAUACGAUGAAGAAGAACUUGGUAUUGAUCCAAACUUGUCUGAUGUUGAAAAGGCUGCAAUUGUCACUGCCAACUCUCCAUUGUCUCGUUCUUUAAAGAACAGACAUUUACAAAUGAUUGCUAUUGGUGGAUCCAUUGGUUCUGGUUUGUUUGUUGGUUCCGGUAAAACAUUGAAAAAUGGUGGUCCAGCCGGUGUGGUCAUUGCUUACUUUUUGAUUGGUACUAUGAUCUUCUGUACAGUUCAAUCAUUGGGUGAAUUGGCUAUUACUUUCCCUGUCUCUGGUGCUUUCGUUACUUAUAAUACUCGUUUUAUUGAUCCAUCCUGGGGUUUCGCCAUGGCUUGGAACUACGCUAUGCAAUGGCUUGUUGUCUUACCAUUAGAAUUGGUUGCAGCUGCUUUGACUAUUCACUUUUGGGAUACUUCCAUUAACUCGGCGGCGUUUGUGGCCAUUUUCUACGUUUUAAUUAUUGCCAUCAACUUCUUCGGUGUUAGAGGUUAUGGUGAAGCAGAAUUUGUGUUUUCAGCAAUCAAGGUUCUUGCCGUUGUUGGUUUCAUUAUCUUAGGUAUUGUGUUGACUUGUGGUGGUGGUCCAAACCACGAAUACCUUGGUGGUAAAUACUGGCACGACCCAGGUGCAUUUGCUAACGGGUUCAAGGGUGUCUGUUCAGUCUUCGUUACUGCAGCCUUUGCGUUCGCUGGUACUGAAUUAGUUGGUUUAGCUGCUGCUGAAUCUGCCAACCCAAGAAAGUCUUUACCAAAGGCCAUCAAGCAAGUUUUCUGGAGAAUUACUUUAUUCUACAUGAUCUCCUUGAUUUUAGUUGGUUGUUUAGUUCCUUACACUGACAAAAGAUUGUCCGGUGGUGGUGCCGGUGCUGCUGAUUCUCCAUUUGUCUUGGCCAUUAAGAAUGCCGGUAUUUCUGGAUUACCAUCUGUUAUGAAUGUUGUCGUUAUGAUUUCUGUUCUUUCUGUUGGUAACUCUUCCGUCUUCGGUUCUUCCAGAACUUUGGCUGCUCUUGCUGCUGCUGGUCAAGCUCCAAAGAUCUUAGGUUACAUCGAUAAGCAAGGUCGUCCCUUAGUCGGAAUCAUUAUUCAAUGUAUCUUCGGUUUAUUAUGUUUCGUUACCGCUUCCGAUAAGGGUGAUGAAGUUUUCAACUGGUUAUUGGCUCUUUCUGGUUUAUCCUCAUUAUUUACCUGGGGAUCUAUCUGUUUAUGUCUCAUCCGUUUCAGAGCUGCAUUAAAAGCUCAAGGAAGAGACACCAACGAAUUGACAUUCGUUUCCCAAGCUGGUUUAUUCGGUGCUUGGUAUGGUAUGAGUUUAAAUAUUUUAGUCUUGAUUGCUCAAUUCUGGAUUGCUUUAUUCCCAAUUAAAGCUAGCCCAGAUGCCAGUGCUUUCUUCCAAUCAUACUUGGGGGCCCCAGUUAUUAUUGCAUUUUAUAUUGCACACAAAAUCUGGAAGAAGAACUGGAAGUUGUACAUCCCAGCUAGUCAAAUUGAUAUUGACACUGGUAGAAGAGAAUUAGACUUGGACUUAUUGAAGCAAGAAAUUGCCGAAGAGAAGGCUAUAAUCGCUGCCAAGCCAUUCUAUAUGAGAAUUUACCACUUCUGGUGUUAA